Hyposmocoma kahamanoa is the source of this 411-nucleotide messenger RNA. RefSeq lists its product as uncharacterized. The record is from RefSeq and is a predicted model, not a curated record. The transcript has a single exon. The coding region runs from base 1 to 411 and encodes 136 amino acids. NCBI's taxonomy places the organism in Eukaryota, Metazoa, Arthropoda, Insecta, Lepidoptera, Cosmopterigidae.
AUGGAAGAAUUAGAAACUAUUAAGUGGGAAAUUGUUGACUUGGCUGAAGUGAGACGGAAAGGUGAAGACCUUACCAUACUAUCUUGUGGUCAUAUGCUUUAUCACAAAGGGCAUGAUGAUUCGUCAUGCGGAGGCGUUGGUUUUCUAAUCCACAAUAGACUUUAUACCUCCGUCAAAUGCGUUAAAAUUAAGCUUAACGAUCGAUAUGCCUUAAAGAUAAUCCAAGUGUACGCUCCGACCUCAGACCAUGGCGAUGAUGAAAUGGAAGUUUUCUGUGAGCACAUUGAAAAAGCAUACAAAGAAAGCCCAUGCUGGGAGAUUUUAAUGCUAAAAUUGGUCCACAUAGAUAAUCGGAACACACAGUGGGACAAUAUGCUCGUGGACGGCGAAACCCUUGGGAACAGCUUUUAG